This is a messenger RNA of Aspergillus campestris IBT 28561, 1820 nucleotides long. RefSeq names its product acetyl-CoA hydrolase ACH1 (gene coaT). The transcript is spliced from 4 exons. The coding region runs from base 198 to 1820 and encodes 540 amino acids. Gene Ontology annotation, biological process: acetate metabolic process. NCBI's taxonomy places the organism in Eukaryota, Fungi, Ascomycota, Eurotiomycetes, Eurotiales, Aspergillaceae. Gene Ontology annotation, molecular function: acetyl-CoA hydrolase activity; acetate CoA-transferase activity. Gene Ontology annotation, cellular component: mitochondrion. The record is from RefSeq and is a predicted model, not a curated record.
CAUACAUCUUACCAUUACUUCCGUACUACGUACUCCCUUUCCCCGAAGAUUGUGGGGUUGUUAGCCCUAAUCGCGCCUCUCGUCCCAAGGUUCCUAGACUAUUUCUAUCCCCAGACUCCCUUCUCUCUUUUCUUCCUCCACUCUUUUUUUUCUUCCUUCCUAGAAACUCUCCCCUCUUACCCCCGGUGUCGUUCAUCAUGUCCGCCUCCGCUCUCUUGAGAAGUCGUGUCCGCCGACCCUCCUACCUGAGCAAGUUGGCCAAGGCCGAGGACCUCGUCCAUCUCUUUCCCAAUGGCACUUAUAUCGGCUGGUCCGGAUUCACGGGUGUUGGGUAUCCCAAGAAAGUCCCUACCGCCCUGGCUGACCACGUCGAGAAGAACAACCUGGAGGGCCAGCUGAAGUACACCCUCUUCGUGGGUGCCUCGUCCGGCGCGGAGACCGAGAACCGCUGGGCUCGUCUGAACAUGAUCGAGCGUCGCAGCCCGCAUCAGGUCGGCAAGGAGAUCUCCAAGGGUAUCAACAAUGGCCAGAUCAAGUUCUUCGAUAAGCAUCUGAGCAUGUUUCCUCAGGAUUUGACCUAUGGCUGGUACACUCUGAACAAGCCCAACAACAAGCUCGACGUGGCCGUCAUCGAAGCCUCCGCCAUCACGGAAGACGGCGGCAUCAUUCCCGGCGCUUCCGUCGGCGCCUCGCCCGAGCUGAUCAAGAUGGCCGACAAGGUCAUCAUCGAAGUCAACACGGCCAGCCCGUCCUUCGAAGGCCUCCACGACAUCACCACCUACGAGGCCCCCCCGAUGACCAAGCCCUACCUGAUCAUGGCGCCCGAAGACCGCAUCGGCACGCCCUACAUCCCCAUCGACUCCGAAAAGGUCGUCGCGAUCGUCGAAUCCGACUACCCCGACCAGACGGCCCCCAACGCCCCCGAAGACGAGGGCUCGCAGGCCAUCGCGACCAACCUCAUCGAGUUCCUCAAGCACGAAGUCGACCAGGGCCGUCUCCCCAAGAACCUCCUCCCCAUCCAGUCCGGCAUCGGCAACAUCGCCAACGCCGUCAUCGGCGGCCUCUCCAAGGGCGGCGCCGAUUUCCACAACCUCAAAGUCUGGACCGAAGUCCUGCAAGACUCCUUCCUCGACCUCUUCGACAGCGGCAACCUCGACUUCGCCACCGCCACCUCCAUCCGCUUCUCCCCCGACGGCUUCAAGCGCUUCUACGACAACUGGGAGCGCUACGCCGGCAAGCUCCUCCUCCGCAGCCAGUCCAUCUCCAACUCCCCCGAGAUCAUCCGCCGGCUGGGCUGCAUCGGCAUGAACACGCCCGUCGAAGUCGACAUGUACGCGCACGCCAACUCCACCUGCGUGCUCGGCUCGCGCAUGCUCAACGGCCUCGGCGGCUCCGCCGACUUCCUCCGCAACUCCAAGUACAGCAUCAUGCACACGCCCUCCACCCGGCCCUCCAAGACCGACCCCACGGGCGUCUCCUGCAUCGUCCCCUUCUGCACCCACAUCGACCAGACCGAGCACGACCUCGACGUCGUCGUCACCGAGCAGGGUCUGGCCGACGUGCGCGGCCUGUCCCCGCGCGAGCGCGCCCGCGUCAUCAUCAAGAAGUGCGCUCACCCCGACUACCAGCCCAUCCUCACGGACUACCUCGACCGCGCCGAGUUCGAGUGUCUGAAGAAGGGCAUGGCGCAUGAGCCGCACCUGCUGUUCCAGGCUUUCAAGAUGCACCAGAACUUGCAGGAGAACGGCACGAUGAAGAUUAACAGCUGGGAUAGGACCGGAGUAAUGGUCAUGGAGUAUCCAUCUUAUAUCAUGGACUAG